AUGUCAGAAUCCGAUCGAUCAUCAUCCACUCCUUCUUUCCAAAAUCAUCAUCAACAAUUUAAUACCGAGUUAGCUCCAAAAGCGAUCGGCCCAUAUUCUCAGGCUUGUAUUUUCAAUGAACGAUUGAUUUUUGUGAGUGGACAAAUUGGAUUAGAUCCACAAACAGGUCAAUUGGUGUCUGGAGGUCCAACAACCCAUGAGAAUGAUGAAAUAGAAACAGUGAAGGCUCAAACACAUCAAACUUUGAAAAAUUUAGGAAAUGUUUUGAAUGAAGCUGGAUCAGGAUUUAGUCAUGUCGUAAAAACCACAGUGUUAUUGACCACUAUGGAUCACUUUGCGGAAGUGAACAAGAUUUAUGAGCAAUAUUUUGUUGAUAACAAACCUGCACGUGCCUGCUUUGCAGUCAAACAAUUACCAAGAAAUGCUCUUGUUGAAAUUGAGGCAAUUGCCUAUAAGAAAUAG
Naegleria lovaniensis is the source of this 462-nucleotide messenger RNA. RefSeq lists its product as uncharacterized. The transcript is spliced from 2 exons. Gene Ontology annotation, molecular function: deaminase activity. Bases 1 to 462 code for a protein of 153 amino acids. Gene Ontology annotation, cellular component: cytosol. The record is from RefSeq and is a predicted model, not a curated record. NCBI's taxonomy places the organism in Eukaryota, Heterolobosea, Eutetramitea, Acrasida, Naegleriidae.